Molecule: messenger RNA, 18234 nt
Organism: Aspergillus nidulans FGSC A4
Lineage: Eukaryota; Fungi; Ascomycota; Eurotiomycetes; Eurotiales; Aspergillaceae
Gene: nrps1
Product: protein nlsA
Exons: 10
Coding region: 1-18234 (6077 amino acids)
Source: RefSeq, a predicted model, not a curated record
AUGGCUCAGCAGGCGCAGUGUCUUCUCCCAAGCUUCGGUACCAUUUCUGACGGCCCUAAACGACCCGUCUCGAUCACAACAAAAACAACUCCUUCGCAAAGUGCCAAGUUGCUCUCUGCAUAUAAGAACGACUCGCUGGAUCCGUUGCUAAAAACCGCGUGGGGGUUACUGCUUUACCGGUAUACUGGCCUGCAGGAUGUUUGCUUUGGAUACAAACAUGACGAUGCUGGAGCUCUUGUUUCUCAGACGUCAGACGCUGGAAGGCUCUUGACGUUCAGACUCACAAUCAAUGAACACGACACAAUCAAGACCAUCUUGGAGAAAUCCGGGGGUGGAUACGGUUGUCAAACUGACAUUGGUGUGAGCGGAAGCUCCAAUGCGAACAAUGAUAACUACUCGUCGUUCAAUACGGUGGUUAUGGUACGAGUCUGCGGUGACAGUACAAAGGAAGAGACCUUUGUACGACCAGUAUUUCAGAGUAUCCUUCCAGAAGAGUGCCGCGCCAGACUUCACGUGAAGGUACUACAGGAAGAUAUCUGCAUCUUCUUGGAAUGGUGGAAUACGGAUAUCUCUACGGCACAGAUGGAAAGUGUCGCUCGGUACUUUGAGCAUAUUCUGAACCAAGUUCUUUACAGCGAUGACACUGUUGUUGCGAAUGCAGACUGCUUCCUGGAACAGGACUGGGCUCGAAUUUGCAAGUUCAAUUCAGUAAUUCCAGAGACCUAUGACCGUUGUAUCCACGAUGUCAUUAGCGAACAAGUACGGCUUCAUCCACAGCGAGAGGCUGUAUGCGCCUGGGAUGGAAGUUUUACCUAUGGGGAACUGGAUGUGCUCGCUUCUGAACUUUCGUAUCGUCUAAAAGGCUAUGGUGUUCGCCCAGAAACUUUUGUUGCCCUCUGCUUCGAUAAAUCGAAAUGGAAUAUUGUAGCCAUGCUCGGCGUACUGAAAGCUGGCGGCGCCUUUGUCCCUCUCGAUCCAACCCAUCCGACACCUCGCUUGCGGUCCUUGGUGGAUUCCGUCAAUGUAAACAUCAUGCUCUGUUCCAGGAACAGGGCAGAGCAUCUGAGCAAGGUCGUAAAUAAUCUGAUACCGCUGGAUGAACAAUCGUUCGGCAAGAUUUCUUUUCCUCCAAGAGGAUAUCUCCGGCAAGAAGUGAAAAGCAACAACGCGGCAUAUCUCAUUUUCACUUCUGGCUCAACAGGAAAACCAAAGGGCACGCUGCUGGAGCACAGGGCUUUCGUCUCCUGCGUUUUCGCCUACGCACCGCUGAUACACGGAGGUUGCGUAUGCGUACCGAGCGAAGAGGAGCGUUUGAACGACAUAGUCCAGGCAAUCAACAGGAUGAAUGUCAACUUUAUCUGUUUGACGCCAUCCUUUGCCCGAUUCGUCAAUCCGUCGAGUAUUCCCCAGGUGAAUACUGCUCUCUUGGUCGGAGAAGCAAUGUCUCGAACAGACUUAGAAGCAUGGUCGCAUAUCAAGCUUCUGAAUGGAUAUGGUCCCACCGAGGCCGCGGUUUGUGCUGCAAUCAAUAGCACCAUGGACAUUAACUCCGAUUGUCGUGAUAUUGGGUUAGCCACGGGGACGCAUUUCUGGGUUGUGAAACCGAACAAUCACGACCAGCUUGUCCCUGUUGGGUGCCCAGGAGAGCUUCUGCUUGAGGGUCCUACCCUUGCUCGGUGCUACAUAAACAAUCCGGAGAAGACAGAUGAAGUUUUCAUAUAUAAUCCUACCUGGGCACGGCACGAUCCAAAGCGCGGUGAUCGCAGGUUCUACAAGACUGGAGACUUGGUAAGGUACAACUCAGAUCUUGGUUCGCUCACUUUCUUAGGAAGAAAAGACUCCCAGAUCAAGCUUCAUGGACAAAGAAUUGAACUGGGUGAGAUCGAGCAUAAUAUUAGUACACUUCCUUUAGUCAAGCACGGCAUGGCAUUUUUGUGCGAAUCGGGACCCGCAAAAGGGAGGUUGAUGGCCGUGGUAUCCCUAAACGGAGAACUAUCUUCAAAUACCGUGCCAUUCAAGCUUCUUCCACCGGCAGAAAGAACAUAUGCCGUUACGGAGCUUCGGCAGCAGCUCUCGAAGCGUCUUCCUACCUACAUGAUUCCUGCAGUAUGGCUAUGUGUCGAAGCCUUGCCACUGCUGCCCUCCGGGAAACUAAAUAGGAGAGAAAUCAUAAGCUGGGCUACGAACAAAACGGAUGACUUCCAGGGCGGAGCUUCUGAGUCCAGUGGUGUCGAGACUCCGAAAGCCGCCCACUCGGAGGUCACAGUAGAGGAUCGAUUAAAGUCAAUAUGGAGUCGCGUUCUUGCCAUUCCCCGUGACCGAAUCAGUCUUGACGAAAGCUUUUUGGCUUUGGGCGGCGAUUCGAUAGCUGCAAUAACCUGCAUGGGCUAUUGUAAGAAACAGGGAAUGGGUGUUACGGUGCAGGACGUGCUCCAAAGCAAGUCAAUCCGAGAUCUGGUUACCCGCGUUCAAGAGAUCAAGCAUCUUGUGAAAUACCAAGAGGAAACCGAAGAGCCUUUUGGCCUCUCUCCUAUCCAGAAACUUCAUUUCAUGAUCCGAAAGGAGGGCCAGGGUUACUUUAACCAGAGCGUUCGUACCCGGCUGAGCCGACGGCUUAGCGCAGAUGAUUUAAGGCAUGCGAUACAGGUGAUCAUUGAGCGACACUCCAUGCUCCGAGUACGGCUUAUUAAGGAUACUCUUGUGGGAAACCUUCGACAGCGCAUCACUAGAGAUAUUGACUCGUCAUACCGGUUGCGAGUUCACAACAUCAAUCACCAGGCUCAAAUGGAGAGUGCCAUCUCGGUCAGUCAAUCGUGCAUCAACGCAUUUCAGGGCCCAAUCAUGGCUGUCGAUAUUUUUUACACAGAGGAUGAUUGCUUCCUAUCAAUGGUUGCUCAUCAUCUAGCCAUUGAUAUUGUGUCUUGGAGGAUUAUCCUAGAAGACCUUGAAGACAUCCUGCUUCGCUCCGAAGACAAGACAAUCUAUACUAGCUCUCUCCCGUUCUCGACAUGGUGUCACCUGCAAGAUGAGCGGACGCAAACCUUUGGCUCAUACCUCGAAGAUUUGCCCAUACCCGAUGCUGCUUAUUGGGGAGUAGAGAAUCGGGUUGCAACGUACGGAGAUGCAAUUUGCGAAACAUUUGAACUUGGAUUAGAUGAUUCUAAAUCAAUUCUAAUGGAAUGCCACAAGAGUCUUGCGACCGAGCCUGUUGACAUUCUACUAGCAUCACUUCUGCACGCUUUUGGCCAAACUUUCAGAGACCGCUCUUUGCCAGCGAUUUAUAAUGAAGGGCAUGGAAGGGAAGCCUGGGAUUCAUCAAUCGACAUAUCCCGUACAGUCGGUUGGUUUACUACUGUUUUUCCAAUUUUCAUACGGGAACAAAUACCGGAUGAUCCUGUUGAGACAGUCGUGCUCGUCAAGGACAUCCGCAGGAGUGUCUCAGAUAAUGGGAGGCAACGAUUUGCAAGCCUCAUGUCAGCUUCAACAAAAGACGAGAAAAGAGAAUUCCUAUGUCCAAUGGAAAUCUCAUUCAACUACGUCGGCCAGCAUCGUGAUCUGCAAAGACAAGACGGUUUGUUCCAGCUCAUGAACCAAAUGGCUGGCGAGACUGGUCAAGGCGGAGGCGCAUCAGACUUCGGUAAGGAGACUCCUCGAUUUGGACUGUUCGAAAUAUCAGCCCUUGCUGUGAACGGAAGGUUGCGCUUCAUAUUCUCUUUCAGCAAAUAUAUGAGACACCAAAAGAGAAUCCGGGCUUGGAUCGCCAGUUGCGGUGAUGUGCUCAGAUCUCUUGGGAAGCGUCUCCAAACACAUGCUAAGAGGCCAACACUGAGUGAUUUCCCGAUGCUAUCCUUAACGUACCCUGAUAUUGAAAGCAUGCUAGCAAAGACGUUGCCGAGUCUUGGUGUCAGUUCCCCAGAGCUCAUUGAGGACAUUUAUCCCUGCUCUCGCAUGCAACAGGGCAUACUACUUGCCCGAUCCAGGGAUAGUUCUCUGUAUGCAGUCCACGAUACUUACGAGGUAAGAGGGUUCAACGGAAAGCCUGAUGUUGCGAGACUCGCGGAAGCGUGGCGGAUGGUGGUUUCCCGCCACGCGAUGCUACGCACUCUAUUCGUGGAGAACUUAACCAGUCGUGAUCUAUUCUCUCAACUGGUGCUGAGGAACUGCGAGCCAUCGAUACUCUAUUUGAGUUGCCCGACUGAUGACGACGUGGUAUCGACCUUCAAUAGCCAACGUCCGGAGAUUUACAAUGAAUAUCAACCGCAUCAUCGCCUGACGUUCUGCGAAACAGCAAGUGGUAGGGUAUUCUUCCGGUUAGAGCUGAGCCACGCAGCCAUGGAUGGUGUGUCUAUCUCAGUCAUCUUAAGAGACCUCCAGCUCGCUUAUGAUGGAAAGCUCGACCAAAACAAACCACUGUUCAAGAACUACAUUCAGUAUCUACGAAAUACUCCACAAGACGCCAGUAUUGUGUACUGGAAAAAUUACCUUGCAGAUGUCAAACCUUGCCUUUUCCCUACACUUACCGAUGGCAAGAUCAUUGCUCAAAAGCAGCUCAAGGUUCUGCGCCCCAAAUUUAAUUUGUUCAAUGAUCUGCAGACAGCCUGUGAGGAAAGACGCUUGACUUUGUCCUCUGCAUUCACUGCCGCUUGGGGACUCACACUUAGCCUGUUCUGUGGCUCAAAUGACGUCUGCUUUAGCUAUAUGACAUCUUUAAGGGAUGCCCUGGUUGAUGAUAUCGAGUCAGUUGUCGGGCCUGUUAUCAAUCUGCUAGCAUGCCGGGUGAAGAUUUCCGAGGGUGAUACUCUCAGAGAUAUCAUGCAGAAGGUACAAAAUGACUGCAUGGAGCAGCUUGCCUAUAAUACCUUGUCACUCAUCGAUAUUGUACACGAACUCAGACUCUCGGAACAAGCAUUGAUCAAUACCGGAAUAUCUUAUCAGAGAGUAACAAAGAUGCAGAUGCACCAUACCACAGGCAUAAACCUCUCUCGUGUCUGUGCAAUUCAGGACCCUGCCGAGUAUCCUUUGUUUGUUAACGUCGUAGCCUCGGACAAGGCUGCAGAGAUCGAGGUUAACUACUGGACGGAUACACUUUCUGAUGAACAGGCAGAAAGUGUUUCUAGCACAUUUUUCAAGUGCUUGGAAAACAUUGUUCGUCAUCUAAAAGAGCAAGUUGGCCAGCUCGAGGUAUUGAGCGACUGGAAUAAGCAACGUAUACGGAAAUGGAAUAAACAGCUACCCGAGGAAGUUGAUAUGCUUGUGCAAGACAUCAUCCAAGAAAAGAUGGCUUCUCAACCUGAUAAACCUGCGAUCAUAGCAUGGGAUGGAACUCUCACCUACGCUGAGCUUGAGUAUUUAUCGUCGUGUUUCGCUGCGUACCUUCAGCAACUCGGGGUACGUCGGGGAACCCUGAUGCCAAUUUACGUGGGCAAGUCCGUCUGGCAAAUUGUAGCCAUUUUGGCUGUUUUUAAGACCGGUGCCAUAUGCGUUCCCAGGGAUGAGGCACAGCUUGGGGACAGUGUCGACAAAUGGCUUGUUGAUCAUGGCGCACACAUUGUUGUGACGCUUCCUUCUCUGGCUGGGUCGCUUGAACGGCAAUUCCCAGUGGUCGUCCCCAUCAAUAAAUCUCUUUUUGAGUUCCUGCCGAGUAGCAGCCAAGAGAAUCUUCCUCAAGUAUACCCUCACGAUGAUAGCUUCAUUGCGUUCGAUUCUAGCGACCCACACGAAUCCUCGGCGGUUUUAGAUCAACGCGCAAUCAUCGCCCGAGCAGCAUCUUUUGCAUCAACAAUCAAUUCCAAUUCAGGCACAAAGACAUUCCAAUAUGCCCCUUGCACGAGUGAUAUGUUCCUUCAGGAAGUUAUGGGCACUUUUAUGUCCGGAGGCUGUCUUUGCAUCCCUAGAAGUGAUUCACUAAGCCAGCUGUCAAGGUCGAUCAACGAGACAAGCGCGAACCUCAUUUGUCUCACACCCCUGGUAGCCUCUUUCAUUCGCCCGUCAGAUGUUCCAAGCAUCCAAGUGCUGGUUCUGUUUGGUGAGCAGUCGGCGAGAAACGUUAGAAAUAUUUGGUCAGAAAAAGUUCAGCUUUACACCUUCUAUGGACGAACCGAGUGCUCCUCCACUUGUAUCCAAGUUUCAGGACUAGACGAUUUGGACACACAAUCAUCCAUUGGCACAAGUGUGGGAUGCUGCUCGUGGGUAGUUGACCCGCAGGAUUUCACCCGCUUGGUUCCCGUAGGAUGCAUUGGUGAACUGGUAAUAGAAGGUCCCAGCGUAUCACGCGGGUAUUUUUGCCACGAGAAACAAAAGAAAGAGAGGUUCACUGAACAAGACCGUGGGCUUAUGGAGCCAGCAAAGCGACCUUACACCCUCUUUCCAGGGUCGCGCCGAAAGAUGUUCAGAACAGGGUACUUGGUUCGAUACAAUGCGGACGGGACUCUAGUCUACUUGGGGGAAAAGGUUGAUUCAAUGGAUCAGACGCUACAGAUGAUUGCUUUUAAGAUCGAACAGCUUUUAGAUGUUCAGGGAUCGGCGGGCUAUCGAUGUGUCGCGGAAAUUCUUGACUUGAGAAUUGAGGAAUACCCAGAGCCUUGCAUCGCUGUUUUCAUUCUUUCGACAGAAAAGCAACAAUCCAAUACUAUAAAACAGUCGACAGUGAUUGCACGGAAGACCAACAACUCACAUAUGCUUAUGGCAAAGUUGCAUGCUUCCCUGGCAGCUUCCUUGCCGGCAAGCCAAGUUCCCAGCCUGUACUUCCCUGUCUUUGGCUUACCAAUGACCUCGUUGGGAAAGGUAAAUCGCCCGCUACUGAGAAAAGCUGUCAAGAGUCUCUCAGCGGACUCUUUAACUGAGUACGAUUUGAAGAAGUUUGGGGAGUUCUGGCGCCAUCAAUUAGAAAAACCCUCACUUUCGGGGCAACAUCUUUUACAGCCUUUUCCUAUCCAAGAAUCACCCGCUCUGAAGAUGGUUGACAAAGGCGAGCUGUUAGUGAACGCCAAAGAGAGCAGCAACUCAGCAGAGCAAUUUUUACCACAGGCAACAAUGAUUCCUCGCCGAGUUCAAGUCAACAACUCAACCAGUAUCUCUGGGCUAUUGGACCAAACUGCCUCUUGUUUGGUAAAAGCCAGGCCCUAUGAAAAGACACCACUCUCGUCAAUCAGGAGCCUCAAUGCAGACACUUCUCAGGCCUCAGACUUUGACUCUGCGCUUUCAAUCUCAUCUAUGACUUCACAACAGCAGAGCCAAUACUUGAGAAGCCUAGAAAACGCGGAGCGCCUACACUCCAGGUUCUCUGCAUGCCCAAUUGUGGUAUUCUGUGCGCUGGAGGAGACAGGAGUGAGCCUGGAAAUACGUUAUGAUGAUAGGGCUGUGUAUCGCUCUCAGGCCGACCGGCUGCUAGCCCUUUUUGGCGAAUGCUUGAACAUUUUCAAGUCGACAACUGGCCUGGAAGAGAAAGUUGCUGACCUUUCGAAGAGGGGUGGAAACCUGCAAAUCUUCAACGAUACUAUCGACUAUUGGAAGGUACAAUUGACUGAUAUUGAGUCAUGCCUGUUCCCAGACUUGAGCCCUAAGAAAGGGGAAAGCAGGUUAGGCACAGAAACACUAAGACUAUCAAAUGCAUCAAAAAUGCAAAGUGCAUGCAAGGCUCUAUCCAUUAAUCCAAACAUUCUGCUUCAGACUGUCUGGGCGUUGGUUCUUCGAUGCUACACAGGCCUGGAAGAUGUUUGCUUCGGAUACCAUGUCUCCACCAAGAAAGACUCAGUUAACAUAUUGCCUUGUCGAUUCAACCUGAACGAUGACUUGAGGCUGCAGGAUGUCAUGCAGAAGAGAAAGGAGGAUAUGGAAUCUGCGUCAAAGUACCAGAUGCCACUGUUCGAGAUUCUUCGCGCUAUCGGGUCUGAGAACUCCCCGAUAUUUAACACUGCCUUCAGAUAUAGAAAAUCCUCAUCGAAUGCGGCCGUUUUCAACAACGCUGUUCUUGACCCAGUUAAUGAGGGGCUGAAUGAGUACCUCAUUUCUGUCAAUGCCAGCGUCUCUGGUUCUUCAGCAGAAAUCAGUUUCGACUACCAGUCAACGAGCCUCUCAGAAACGGAUAUUGGUCAUAUAAUCGACUGUUUUGAAUGCAUCCUUAACUCCAUUCUCACUCUGCUUGGACCAAGCCGGGUGAUCAGAGAUGUUGAGUUCUUUGGCCGACAAUCUUGCCAGAAAGUGAGCGCCUGGAACGCAUCUCUUCCUGAACGACCAAAGCGGUGCGCUCACACGAUCAUCCAAGAUCGAGUAAUUGCGCAACCUUCAGCACCGGCCAUAUGUUCAUGGGAUGAGAACUUUACAUAUUCAGAGCUUGACUCUCUGACAACUAAGCUUGCAUACCAUCUCAUGGAUUGGGGUGUUGGACCAGAAGUAUUCGUUGGGUUAUGCUUUGAGAAGUCAGCUUGGGCUGUCAUCGCACAAGUUGCUGUCCUAAAGGCUGGUGGAGCCUUUGCAUCCUUAGACCCUGCUCACCCCGAAAGCCGCCUACGAGGCCUUGUUGAUGACAUUGCGGCCCCAAUCGUUCUGUGCUCGACUAGAUAUCUGGACAAAUCGUCGAGGAUUUGCAUGGCUGCACUAGCUGUGAGCCACUAUACCCUUGAGCAAAUUCCAGAUUCGCCAGCCACGAGAAGUCUGCCCACUUUAAGUGUUGAGAAUGCAGCCUAUGCAAUCUUCACGUCAGGAACUACCGGAAAACCCAAGAUCACUGUUCUUGAACAUGCUGCACUUGACGUUGCGUCUUCAUGCUUCGCGAAAACACUGGGCAUUGAUUCGAACACUCGGGCACUACAGUUUUCAAGCUACACGUUUGAUGUUAGCAUCCUUGAGACGAUAAUCACUUUGAUGACAGGAGGCUGUGUCUGCACGCCUAGUGAUGACGAGCGCAUGAAUGACCUCGCAGGCGCGAUAAAGAGGAUGGAAGCAAACUCUAUAAGCUGCACCCCGUCUGUCAUCAGUACACUAGAUCCGAGCAGUGUUCCAACGUUAAAAACAAUCUUCACCGGAGGCGAGAAGCUUACUGAGGCUCAAAUCAUGCGCUGGGCAGAUAGGCGGUUCUACAACGCAUAUGGGCCUUCAGAAGCGACGAUUAUCGCCACGGCGAGUCUAAAGGUCAACCGGGACGGAAUAAGGCUGGACGAUGACUGCAACUCUAUCGGUACGGCCGUGUGUGGAAGAGCUUGGAUUGUCGAUCCGUACAAUCAUCAUCGACUUCUCCCUGUCGGUGCUGUGGGUGAACUUGUACUGGAGGGAUACAAUAUUGCCCGCGGCUACCUCAAUAAUGACAAGAAAACGAAGGAGGUAUUUAUCACCCUGCCUCGGUGGCUUCGGGAUUCAGGGCUUCGAGAUGUGCCUAAGCCCACUGGCCGGAUGUACCGAACAGGAGAUCUGGUGCGCUACAAAUCUGAUAAGAAUAUUUCCUUCAUUUCUCGCAUGGACACGCAGGUCAAACUUAACGGACAACGGAUUGAAUUGGAGGAGAUUGAACAACAAUGCACAUUCAUUUCACCAGCAAACACACAAGUAGCUGUUGAUAUCGUGGUACCGGAGACAAAAACCGUUGCAAAAGCUUUGGCUGCUUUCAUUACCAUUGCUGGACACGAAGCACAAAGUGCAACGCCGGGACUGGGUGUCUCCUCGAGCUUGCUGCUUCCUCUAUCUGACUCUAUCCAGAGAACAAUCGGACAGCUUCACAACUCUUUGGGUCAAGUUCUGCCACAAGUCAUGAUCCCAAGGCUCUAUUUCCCGGUUCGUUACCUACCCCUAGGUACAACUGGAAAACUUGACCGCAAAGGCCUGCGUGCAAUGGUUCAAGCCCUUCCGAAAGAGCAGCUGAUAUCCUACAUGAUUUCGAACGUCGGUUCAGGGCGCGCGGUUGAGCGAGCCGCAGAGUCAACCCUUCGAGACCUAUGGGCAAAGGCUCUUGAGAUUGAACCGGGAUCAAUCAGCGCUGAGGACAGUUUCUUUGCGCUAGGUGGCGAUUCCUUCGCUGCCAUGAAGUUGGUGGGUGCUGCAAGAUCUCAAAAUAUUUCUCUCUCAUUUGCCACAAUCUAUGAACAUCCCGUCCUGGUAGAUAUGGCUAAGUGCUGUGACGAUACCGAAAAGCCUGCUGAAAGACAGAGAGCUGAUCUUCGACCGUUCACUCUCGUCCCCGGCUCGAUUCCGUUGCAUGAUAUCAUGGAAGAGGUUUCUGAACAGUGUAGUGUUACUAAGGACUCGAUAGCCGACAUUUAUCCUUGCACUGCAGUCCAGGAAGGUUUGAUUACUCUUUCAAUUAAGAGUCCAGGCUCCUAUGUUGCCCGAAUACCCUAUCGCCUUGCAGCGAGUAUCGAUCUCCAGAGGUUUAAAGCGGCAUGGCAGCAAGUCACAGAUGAGUUUGAUAUACUUCGGACUCGAAUUGUUCACAUCGAGAAUACUGGUUUCCUUCAAGUUGUUCUUAAAAAGGAGAGGAUCUCUUGGACCCUUGAAACUUCCCUUGAUAAUGUGACUGAUGAUACCGCCGAGGGUAGCGGAGCACUAUUGGCAAAGUACGCAAUUGUUCAACUGGGGACUGAUUCGAGAUAUCGGCAGUGCCUUUACAAGCUCUUCAUCCAUCACUUACUCCAGCGUGAUAUGCAGCAGUCGGACGAGUUCUGGAAAUCAUACCUUGAUGGUCUAUCUUGCGAGCCUUUCCCCCCAAAAAAGAACAAAGAUUUGAGUUGCUCUGGAGCAGGAAGCAUUCAUCGGGCCAGCGUUGAUAUUUCCAGGAAAGUCGGAACCACUGAUACUACAGUUCCCGAGUUAGUUCGUUCCGCAUGGGCUAUUGUGCUUUCUGUGCACACUGGCUCUGGCGACGUCUGCUUUGGAGAAACUCUAAUGGGCCGGAACAUUGAUAUGCCCGGUAUCACGGAUGUUGUAGGACCAGUGCUGACAACUGUGCCUAUGCGCAUACGAGUGGACAACAAACUCCCAAUAAAUCAGUAUCUCCGGGAUGUGCGCCAGAUAAUAACGACUAUGAUACCUCAUCAGCAUUCAGGUCUCCAGAGAAUUCAGAAGCUCAGCGGUGACGCAGCACUUGCCUGCAACUUUCAGAAUUUGCUGGUGAUCCAGUCGGAUGAUUCUCAGCUCAACGAUGAUAUUUGGAGCCCAGUGGAGCAGGACACACGGGGUGACUUUUUCACACACCCACUUGUGGUUCAAUGCCAGAUAUCUGGCCCCAGGCUACUUAUCCUUGCCAACUAUGAUGAACUAGUGCUCGACGACUGGCAAACGGAGAGGCUCAUAGGGCAAUUCAGCUUUGUGCUUGAACAACUUCUUAGUGUUCCUCGAGACAGCUUGAUGACGGUAGGAGACAUUGAUAUCACUGGUCCCCUGGAUAAGAGAGAUAUCGCCAGCUGGAACCAGCGACAGGUGACCUGCGUCAACAAGUGUGUCCACGAAAUUAUCCGUGAGAAUGCUAUCAUGCACCCGCAGGCCACCGCCAUCUGCUCGUGGGACGGUGAGAUCACUUACGAAGAAAUGUUCCAACUUGCCUCUUCCUUUGCCGCCUACCUUGUGAUCUGCGGAGUUGGUCCGGAAACACUUGUCCCAGUCUGUUUAGGCAAGUCUCUCUGGACAAUGGUCACUGUGCUCAGUGUCCUGCUCGCGGGCGGCGCCUUUGUGCCCCUCGACCCUUCGCACCCUACUUCGAGGCACAAAGAGAUUUUGGAAGAGAUAGAAGCAGAUAUGAUACUUUGCUCGCCACAGCUUCGCAGCCGCUACCUGGGUUCUGUCAGCACAAUCAUUCCCGUGAGCGAAGACACUAUCAAAGCAUACAGCACGGUCACAACGAGCGAAAAAGCAAAUGCUAGCCCUACCCCCGAGAACAUGGCAUAUGCAAUAUUUACUUCUGGGAGUACGGGCCGUCCCAAAGGCAUCAUUAUAGAGCACCGUGCAGUAUGCAGCAGUGUCAUUGGCUUUGCCCCAGUUGUGGGGCUAAACAAGGAAUCCAGGGUUUUCCAAUUCGCUUCCCUCACAUUUGACGCCGCCAUAUUGGAGGUUCUUGGUACUCUAAUGCUGGGAGGCUGCAUCUGUGUGCCUAGUGAUGACGAACGUUUGAAUGACAUACCAGGUGCUAUGCAACGGAUGAAUGUCUCAUGGAGUUUCUUGACGCCAUCUGUUGCUUGUAUCCUUGAGCCCUCGACUGUACCUUCUCUGCAGAUUCUCACGUGCGGAGGCGAAGCACUCUCUAGCGAAGUGGUAAAGAAAUGGACAGGCCACGUAAAGUUUUACGGAGGGUAUGGUCCUACAGAGACCGUUGUGUUUGCGGUUGUGGCCCGCGAUUUUGUGGACCAUGACUUCACAUGCAUUGGUUACGGAGUCCCGAGUACCUUGACCUGGGUCGUCCAGCCCGAUGACCAUGACAGGCUUGCUCCGUUGGGAGCCGUUGGGGAGCUUGUACUGGAGGGCCCAGCUCUUGCAAGGGAAUAUUUGAAGAACCCCUCGAAGACAACGGAUGUUUUCAUUAACGAACCCGCUUGGAUUAAGAGCUUUCCGAGUUCCUUACCUUCUCCUAGAAGGAUAUACAAGACUGGUGAUCUUGUUAGGUAUAACCCUGACGGCUCGAUAGAGUACCUAGGGCGCAAAGAUCACCAGGUUAAGCUGCAUGGGCAGCGCAUGGAGCUUGGCGAGAUCGAACAUCGCUUGCUUGCAAGCGAGAAUAUUCGGAAUGCUGUUGUAAUACUCCCCCAGAAAGGCCCACUACGGCAGAAGUUGGUUGCUGUUUUGUCUUUGAAAUCGCUUACGGUGGAGUCAAGCACGAUCAUGACGGGCUCUUGCGAGCUCGCCAGUCAAAAGGACAUGCUAGAAACUGGAUAUCGACAAAUUAGGACAAGCCAGAAGAGUAUCGAAGAGCAGCUGCCCGUUUAUAUGGUCCCACAAGCCUGGGCAGUGGUCAAAAGCAUCCCGAUGCUUGUCUCUGGGAAGCUGGACAGGAAACGGAUUUGCACCUGGCUUGAGCAAAUUGAUAAAUCUGCCUAUGAUCGAAUUAUGCAGGACUACGAUAAUGUCGACCAGGUCAUCGUUGAAGAAGAAAAUAAGGGUGAGCGCGAGGGAGACGCGACUCCUGCGAUCAUUCGGGAUAUAUUCGCCCAGGUCCUCAAUCUACCGCUAAACAAAGUCGAUCCAAGUCGAUCAUUCAUAUAUCUUGGCGGAGAUAGUAUUUCCGGAAUGGCGGUUGUGUCAAAAGCUCGCAAACGUGGACUGAAUUUGCCUCUCAACCGCAUCCUCCAGGCUAAGUCGAUUGAAGAGCUCGCUGUGUCCUGUGGUACCAAACCAUUACCAACGAAGAACGUAAAGGAGUCAGGCAGUCUAUUCCCACUGUCCCCAAUUCAGGAAUUAUUUUUCCGCUCAGCGUCUGUUUUGCCGAAGGCUUUGGGGCGAUUCAAUCAGAGUAUUACUGUUCGUCUUGCAAGAAGGACGGAGCCGAAUGUUUUGGAGGAUGCUGUUAGGGCUGUUGUUCAGAAACACGCCAUGUUUAGAGCACGCUUCAGUAAAUCUUCAGACGGGACAUGGCGGCAGAGAAUCACAGAUGAGGUUGAUUCAUCUUACAAGUUCUGCACUCAUCCAGUAAAGAAUGCUGGCAAUAUGUUGAGCAUAAUUGCGGAUACUCAAAGCUCUCUUGAUAUUCAGAGAGGGCCUGUGAUUGCCGCAGACUUGUUCGACAAAAAUGGAGAGCAGAUUCUGUUCCUGGUAGCCAGCCAUAUAUGCGUGGAUGUGGUUUCUUGGCGCAUUGUCCUUCAGGAACUUGAGGACUUUGUUGACACCGGCUCAAUACCUUCUGACGUACCAUUAUCGUUCAAGUCCUGGUGCAACGUGCAAUUCGAGGAAAGCAAGAGACUCAACAAAAGUAUCGAAAUCCCCUGUCAGCAAGCAGACCUCAACUACUGGGGCAUGAGCCGAGCGCCCAACAAUUACGGCCAUGUUAAAAUGGACAGCUUCGCAUUAGACAAGCAAGCUACUGCAUUUAUCUCUGGGCACUUUCAUGAGAUCCUUGGGACGGAAACAAUGGAAGUUUUGCUUGCUGCUGUUAUGUACUCCUUCAAUCGCGUCUUCCCUGACAGGGAUGCACCAACGAUCUAUAAUGAAGGACACGGGCGCGAGCCCUGGAAUUACUCCGAUCCUUCAGGGACGAUCGGUUGGUUCACGACGUUAAAUCCACUGCAUGUUGAAGCAAGCUCAGAUCUACUUGAGCUUUUGAAGCAAGUCAAGGACACACGUCGCCGAAUUAGCGAACACAGUCGUGCUUUCUUCGCACACAACGUCCUGCAUUCUGACAGCACAGACAGGACUCAUAUGUUCUCUAUACCACUUGAGAUCCUAUUCAACUACCUCGGUCAACUCCAACAACUAGAGCGGGGCGGGUCAACCUUCCAGCACUACGGAGAUGUAUUUAGUGCUGAAACAAUGGACUCAGCGAGCGACAUGGGCCCAGAGACUCCAAGAUUCUCUCUCUUCGAAAUCACUGCGUUGAUACUCAAAGAGCAACUACAUAUUUCCUUCACUUACAACCGCAACAUGCGCCACCAGGCCCGAAUCCAAGCUUGGAUGGCUGAGUGCAAACGCGUGCUCGAGGUCGAAUUACCCAAGUUCAGAAACGUUGCACCACAGCCUACUCUGAGUGAUUACCCACUGCUUCCUAUAACGUACCAUGGGUUAGAGGAGUUGACAGCGAGUGUGCUUCCGCGCCUCGGAUUAGAAAGUUGGCGCCAGGUGGAAGAUAUAUAUCCAUGCUCGCCAGUCCAGGAAGGCAUUCUUUUCAGUCAGCUUCGAGAUCCGCACGAGUAUAUCUUCAAUGCUAUUUUCGAGCUCCGUCAAUCUGGGAAUAAGGGUAGCUUUGAUCUCGCGAGACUCAAGAAAGCAUGGUCCACGGUUGUCGUUCGUCAUCCGGUUCUAAGAACAGUUUUCAUUGACAGCUGCUGCGAAGAAGGGUCUUUUGACCAAGUAGUGCUCAAGGAAGCUAGCGAUGCGACAGUCUUGAUUGAGUGCGAUGAUUUAGAUGCUCUGAAUAAGCUCGAGGCAGUCAGUCUUCGGAGCAACAAGUCUUUGAAUCUUUAUCAUCAGCUGGUCCUCUGCAAAACAUCCACUGGGCGUGUCCUGAUGAAGCUUGAAAUGAAUCACGUUAUUAUUGAUGGAGGUUCGACUUCCAUUCUGCUGAGAGAACUGGCGUUAGCUUACAGCAACCAACAUCCGCCCGGACCCGGUCCGCUGUUCAGCGAAUACAUUAAAUACCUCAGAGAACAGCCAACGGCUGAAGCUCUCGAAUACUGGAAGCGGCGUCUUUCUGAUAUGCCUCCAUGUCACCUGCCAAUUAAUGCGAGUGAAAAUGGAGCUCGUCAACUUGGAACUCACUUGGUUGCGUUCAAUCGCUUUGCUGCACUUCAAAGCUUCUGCGAGGCUAAUUCGAUCACAUUUGCCAAUUUGAUCCUUGCAGUAUGGGCGAUAGUUCUUCGGAGCCACACAAAGUCUGAUGACGUCUGCUUCGGCUAUCCAUCUACUGGCCGUGACUUGCCUGUCCCCGGGAUUCAGGAUGCGGUGGGAAUAUUCAUCAAUACUUUGUGUUGCAGGGUCAGAUUUGAUACCAACCAGACUUUGAAGGGUACUGUCAAGUCUGUACAGGAAGAUCAUAUUGCCAGCCUUGCGUACCAGCGGUCUUCACUUGCCGAAAUUCAGCAUGCCCUUGGUAGGAAGGGAGAGCCGUUAUUCAACACGUGCAUAUCCAUACAGAACCGUUCGGAAGAUAAGACCGAGAUUGCUGGGAUAUCGUAUGAGUUUCAGAAGGCACACGAUCCUUGCGAGAUGCUCGGAAAGGGAAAGCCCGUCACAUCAUGGGUCAAGAGCCACGGCGCAGAAUCACCUAGUGAUUUUCCAGACAUCAGAAAUGACGUUGAAGAGUCUCUUCAAGAUUUAGUGGUGAUGAUGGAGAAAACUCCUGCAUCCUCCACGCAGACUCUCAACACAGACUAUAGAGCACCGAAUGAUUCCGAAAAACAGCUCUGGAGACUCUGGAGCAUAACACUGGGGCUGCCACCGCACCCUGUCAAGUACCAUGACAGCUUCUUCAGAUUAGGUGGCGACAGCAUCACAGCGAUGCGACUUGUCCGCGCGGCACGGGAUGAAGGACUGAAAUUGAGCGUGGCUGAUGUGCUUAAGAACCCUGUAUUUGAGAAUAUGAUGGCCCUGAUCAAUGACAGGAAGAAGUCUAUUCCCACAACGGUGACGGAGAAGCGUGCAGACAGCAUUGAGAAACGGGUUGAAGAUAAGCCCAUACUAACGAAGUGCGAAUCGUCCCAAGAUAUCUCCAUCUUAAGACCAAUGUCUCUAGAGUUCGAUGAUACGUCCCUGCGAGCAGCAAUCUCACCAAAGGUUGGCGUAUUCAAAGGGGGCAUCGUCGAUGUUCUACCAGUGACAGACUUUCAAGCUCUUUCACUCACGGCGACUAUGUUUGAGUCGAGGUGGAUGUUGAAUUACUUCUAUCUGGACGGGAAGGGUUCAUUGGAUAUUCGGCGAUUAAGGGAGAGUUUCCUGCGUGUUGUUGACGCCUUCGACAUUCUCCGAACAGUUUUCGUGUGUUUUCAUGGGCAAUUCUAUCAGGUGGUCCUUCGCAAGAUCAAGCCGGAUAUCUUUGUCCACGAGACGGAGAAGGGUCUGGAUGAGUACACCAACUCCCUGCAGCAGCGAGACAGGGAACAAUCUCCAGGACAAGGUCAACAAUGCGUGCAAUUCUACGUUGUGCGGAAGACCAAUAGCGAUGAACACCGGAUACUCGUUCGGAUGUCGCACGCACAAUUCGAUGGUGUCUGCCUGUCAAAAAUCAUGACUGCCAUCAAGAUGGCCUACGAAGGCAGCCCCGUUUCGCCCUCAUCUUUCUUGAACUAUAUGCGACUUCUUCCUGGAAACAUCACCCCUGAGCACUACCAGCAUUGGGGAAACCUGCUUAAAGGGUCAAAGAUGACACAGAUUGUCCAGCGGGACAGGCCGAACACAUUCCAACAUAUAGGAGGUUUCACGCAGCAGUCAAAGGUCAUCGAGAUACCUUCCACUGCGACAGAGAAUGUCACCAUUGCCACCGUUAUGCAAUCGGCAUGGGCAGUUACUCUUGCAAAGAUCUGUGCCCAGGACGACGUCGUUUUUGGCCUCACCGUCAACGGACGAAAUGCGGUUCCCGGAGCAGAAAACACAAUCGGACCAUGCCUCAACUUUAUCCCAAUUAGGGUUACUUUCAAGGAUUGCUGGACAGGGCUGGAUCUAUUCCGCUUUCUCCAGGACCAGCAAGUAGCGAACAUGACCUACGAGUCGUUAGGGUUUAGGGAGAUCGUCCGCCGCUGUACAGACUGGCCGGAGUCGACGUUCUUCACCACGUCCGUAUUGCAUCAGAACGUCGAUUACGAGGGACACAUGCAACUUGACAACAAUACCUACAAAAUGGGCGGUGUCGGUGUAAUUGACAAUCUCACAGACCUCACGCUCUUCUCUAAACCAGUUGCUGGCCAGCCCGCCCAGAUCAAUGUUGCCCUAGGUUACUCAACAAAGGGCCCUAUCCAUCCAAGCUUCGUCUCCACUGUUCUAGACAUGGUUUGCGACACAGCACAGAGCCUAGUCGCGAAUCCUAACGUCGCACUGCCUUCACCAUCCACCAUCCGCUCCUUACCACCCCAACUCGUCGAAGACAUACCCACGACCGGCAGCACUGACAGCCUCCUCUCAUCCCUAAACAACCACAGCCUCUCUGAGAUCCUUGUACACUCCGACCUUAUCACCCGUAUCUGGCAGCAAGUCCUCCCGCCUAAAUUGAACACAGGCAAACCGCCAAGCUCAUACCAGCUCGAUUCCUCCUUUUUCGGUCUGGGCGGGGACAUCGUCAACGUGGCGCAGGUCGUCUGGAUUCUGGAACAGGAAACAGGUCUGCAUAUCCGUCUUGAGGAUCUUCUGGCGCAUUCUACGUUCCUUGGCCAUAUGGCUGUGUUGGCACUGAAUAUGACAAAGCGUGACUCUGCUGGUGUUGACUCUGAUGCUGCGCCCGCACCGGCUUAUGCGCCUGUCGACGCUAGGGCGUCAAGGAAUGUUUCUACUUCCAGGCAACAACAGGAGGGAUUGCCAUUGCCAGCUGCAAAUGCGAAGAGCGAGUGGAGUGCUCUUGAUAGAGCGAGAGUUUUGGCGAAGAAAAUCACCAGGCUUGGGGGUCUGGGUACGCGGGUUUGA